Molecule: messenger RNA, 1815 nt
Organism: Pangasianodon hypophthalmus (striped catfish)
Lineage: Eukaryota; Metazoa; Chordata; Actinopteri; Siluriformes; Pangasiidae
Gene: cd164l2
Product: CD164 sialomucin-like 2
Exons: 6
Coding region: 523-984 (153 amino acids)
Cellular component (GO): cytoplasmic vesicle
Source: RefSeq, a predicted model, not a curated record
CAUACAACCGUGUGUCAGCAGCAUAACACUGGUGCAUGUGCCUGCAUGUGUGUGUCUUCGUAAGUGCUGGCUGGUUAUGUUGACAAUGAACAGACAUCGUGGUUGGGAUAUUGAUACAGCGUGACCAGCUGUCUGGUUGUCAAGUAACUGGUCUCACGUUACACACCUUCCAGUCUCACUGAUUUAGGAUGCAUGAUGUCACACACACACUUAGUCACACACACUGUUGCUCACACUCCUCUCUGCAUCACAGCUCACCAGACUGUACUGUUCCUCAAGGACACAGCUUGGAGGCUGCUUUAACUGGUAUUUUGAUGUGUCAUUUGCCAGCUUGUAGGUUUAAUACAUGUUAGAUACCUUUGUAGAGUUUGUGCUAUAUUGUGCUGUAUAGAACGUUUGAGGACUCCGGAGUGUUCUAGAUAAUAUAGGCUGCAGUGUUGAAAGUUUUCAUGUUUUAGAAAGGUAAAAUUUUUUGUUAGAAUUCACAUUUCUCUAUAUUGUGAGUACAGUGUGGUUAUAAGGAUGAGGUGCGUCACAGUUGUGUUGUGUUGCACUGUGCUGCUAGUGCAGCUGAUGACGACCAGCUCACAAACUGCAGAUGAUUCAGCCAUUGGCGACUGUUCUCAGCUGGAUUCAUGUGAUCAAUGCACCAGUGGAGACCCUGCCCUCAAUCUGACACGCUGUAUUUGGAGAAGCUGUGACAAAGAUAAUAACACAAGAUGCAUAUCUGACACAGAAGACCCUGGAGAAUGCGCUGUGUACAAUGACACAAGCUCCUGCCCAGUUAGUGCGAGCUUUGAUGACAGUGGGUCAGACGACUCUUCUUCAGACUCGCCACAAGAGUUAUCUCAGGCAUCGUUUGACCUGUCCAGCUUCAUAGGUGGGAUCAUACUUGUGCUGUCACUCCAAGCAGGGGCCUUCUUUGCUCUGCGCUUCCUCAAGACAAAAGACAGCUCCUAUGAGACCAUUGACCAACCCCAGUGAGGAGGACAAACAGCAAGGAAAUGCAAAAUAAGAGAAAACAAAUAUGGAAGAACGGAACAGCAAGAAACGAGAAGAGCAGAAGAGGCACCUGAGGAAUCAGGGGCAAAAGUUGACAGAGCAAAGUGUGAUGCGCUUUUUAAGGCUCUCACUUAUUUGUUUGGGUUUUUUGUUUGUUUGUUUGUUUGUUUUUGUAUUUCCAUAUGUUUGCAGAAGUACUUGUUUGGAAACCCUUACUGAUCAGAUCAUUAUUUUACGUCUUCUAUCAUGGUUCUCUGGUCUGUUUUAACUGGUUUGUCAACUUUUUUUUUUGAGUGAUUUUUUUUUUUUCAGUUCUGUUUAUUGGUUUUAAGAUAGAUAAUUAAAAAAAAUCAGUAAAUCAUCAAUACUAUAUUGUAUAAUAAUAAAUAUAUACAUAAUAAAUUAAUAAUAGUUGGGUGUGAUGUUUCAUAGAAAUGUGGUUUAAUUGCCUAUAAAAGUAUAAAUCUUUCAUUUACUGGUACACUCUUUUUAUUUAAAUUAUUUUGUAAGUUACUCAGAGGUAAUUUUAUUCCUUAUUAUUUAUUUAUCCAACAAUACAUUGUUGCUUUUAAUUAAGUAGUUUACCUUACGGUGUGAGUACACAAUCUGACCUGUAGGGAGCAAUAUAGUAGCACGCAUGAGUUCACCAUUCCUGACUGUCACUACCCUGAUCCGUGUCUCCUGCCCGAGUUACACCUCUGCACAUCUGUACCGCGCAUGCGUGUCAUCUCACAGCACUCUGUGACAUUUAAUUAUAGUAACUCUGUUAGGAGUAGCAUCAAAUAGGCUACAUCAGAUGCUCUUUCAGUAACC